UGGAGCCCGGGAGGGCGUGGCGACAGCGACGGCGUGGGUUCGCCUGUGUGACACAAUUACAACAACUUUAAUCUUCUGGCGAACACAACUUUGAGAUUGUUUGAAUACGUUCAGUGUUUUUAAGUGUGCACGCGCCGCACGUCACAUCAACACAGAGCCGCCGCGUCACAGUUUAUUCCUGCAAAACAAUGUGAGAGGACGCGGCGCUGGAGGGCCAGCUCACUUCUCACGGGGCUUUAGACGCUGAAGCGCGGUUUACUGGAGAAAAAGUUGGUGUUUAUUGUGGCUUUUGGACGCACGGAGCUCGCCUUCCCUCGAUUUCUCGGUGCGAUUCCAUGAAAUCGUGCCGAGAGUCGCUCUCCGUCGCCGCCGCUCGACGCCUCAGCGCUGCUGGUGAUGAGGAGGAGAAAAUGGCGGCGGGAAAAGCGAGCGGACCCGAGGAGGACGCGCCGAAGCUGAGCGCGCAGGAGAGCGACGCCCUGACACGCGUCGACAGCUCUCUGUUCGGAUAUCAGCGGCUUCGUGAAGAUGGCGCCAGCUCGAAGGCCCUGCUCGUGAAGGCCGUGCGCUGCUACGAGUCUCUCAUCCUGAAAGCAGAAGGAAAAGUGGAUCCCGAGUUCUUCUGUCAGCUGGGUCACUUCAAUCUCUUACUGGAGGAUUAUCCGAAAGCGUUAUCAGCGUACCAGCGCUACUACAGUUUACAAUCAGACUACUGGAAGAAUGCUAACUUCCUGUACGGCCUCGGGAUGGUGUACUUCCAUUACAAUGCGUUUCAGUGGGCGAUCAAGGCGUUUCAGGAAGUGCUGUACAUCGACCCCAGCUUCUCUCGCGCUAAAGAGAUCCAUCUGCGUCUCGGCCUGAUGUUCAAAGUCAACACGGACUACGAGUCCAGCCUAAAGCACUUUCAGCUGGCGCUCAUCGACUCCAAUCACUGCUCUUCAUCCAAAGCUGAGAUUCAGUUCCACAUCGCGCAUCUAUACGAGAUUCAGAAGAGAUACCGCGCAGCUAAAGAGGCGUACGAGAGUCUCCUGCAGACGGAGGACUUACCUGCGCAGGUGAAGGCGGUCACCCUACAGCAGCUGGGCUGGAUGCAUCAUACGGUCGAGCAGCUGGGAGAUAAAGCUAAUAAAGACAGCUACGCCAUCCAGUGUCUCCAGAAAUCCCUGGAAGCCGAUCCGAGCUCGGGUCAGUCCUGGUACUUCCUCGGCAGGUGCUACUCCAGUAUUGGGAAGGUCCAGGAUGCAUUCGUCUCAUACAGACAGUCCAUCGAUAAAUCAGAGGCCAGCGCAGACACGUGGUGCUCCAUCGGAGUGCUGUACCAGCAGCAGAACCAGCCCAUGGACGCUCUGCAGGCGUAUAUCUGUGCUGUGCAGCUGGAUCACAGUCACGCCGCCGCCUGGAUGGACCUGGGCACGCUCUACGAGUCCUGCAACCAGCCGCAGGACGCCAUCAAGUGCUACGUCAACGCCACGCGCAGCAGAACCUGCAGCAACACACCUGCGCUGGCGGCACGCAUCAAAUACCUGCAGGCUCAGUUCUGUAACCUCCAACACAAUAGUCUACAGAGUAAAAGUAAAAUGCUUCCUAGUAUUGAGGAAGCCUGGAGCCUCCCAAUCCCAGCAGAGCUAACGUCCAGACAGGGUGUCCAGAGCACAGGCCAGCAGGCGUGUAAAGCUCAGCCCGGGUCAUCAGGCUCCGGUCAGUCUCUGCCCCCCCACGUCAGUCCGCUGGAUCAGGCUGAUGGUCAGUCCAGUCCAGCCAAGAGGAAGAGGACCGCCAGCCCUGCCAAGAGUUCUGCAGAGUCUUGGACACACAGUUCAGCACAUCCUCCGACGCCGAGCUGUAUCCUGUCUCCUCAGAAGCUGCAGUUGCUGGAGCAGUUGCGAGCGAACCGGUCGAGUCUGAAUCCGCUUCAGCUGCAGGUGUUGGAGCAGACGGAGGCUCAGCUGUCCGCCGUGCACCAGAUGAGGCCAAACUCUUCUGGGCAAACACGACCCACGCUCCCCAACGGCCCUUCACUGCCUGCUCACGCUGUUCCUCGCGGCUCGGCUUGCAUCGCUCAGACGUUGUCCAACGGGCCGCUUCCUCCUGGUCCCCGCUCCGGCCCACAGCCCUCUUCAGUCGGCAAUAAUCACACGCCGGGAGCCAGAGCGAACGGAGACGUGCCUUACCUGCAUCCCAACACACUACCUCACAACUGCACAAGCCCAGGAGACACCAGGAAGAGCCAGCAUCUCAACUCCGCUCAGGGGCUUCAGAAAGGUCAGGGUUCACAUUGGGCAGGUCCUAAUGGAGACCGGACUCUCUCUUCCAGCGGUUCGGCCGACGGCGGCCCUCACAAUCAGGUCGGACAUUCAGCCACGACCCCAACGGAGCCCGCUGUCAAUCAUCUGUCCCCCCCUCCCCCCUCCUCUCAAUCUACCUCAGGUGCGCCCCACAGCACCGCCCCGACCAAAGACAGCGCCGCCCUGCAGGCCAACGGUUCCACUGCCGCCAACCACCACAGUCCUGACCGCACGCCCACUUCCACGUCCGGUUCUCCGGCAGCUCCUUCCACAGACAAUCCGCAGCUCUCCGCUGAUCAGGAGGUCAAGGAGAGUCCAGCUGUGAGCUCCAGGGUGAACCACGUCCACCCGGCUCCAGGCAGCUCCAGCGCCUCUUCUCCUGCCUCCGCCCUGUCCACCUCGUCACCGUCACCCCGCUCCACGGAGCCCACGGCCAGCCUUAACAAGCCAGGCUCCGCCGUCACCGUUAACGGGAGCGGGGGGGGAGCGUGUUCAGACUCUCAGAGUCCGCCGGAGCUGUGCAUCAAAACAUCCUCCGAUCUCAAACCCUCACACUCGUCCUCCACCGUCUCCAUUUACCCCACCUCAGCUGACGUCCUGAAAGCCUGCAGGAAUCUCCGUAAGAACGGUCUGUCGAGCAGCAGUGUCCUGCUGAACAAGUGUCCACCGCCGAGACUUCCUCCUCCUCCGUCACCGCCGCUGGAUAAAGACAAGCUCAACCCUCCGACGCCGAGCAUCUACCUGGAGAAUAAGAGAGACGCGUUCUUCCCGCCGCUGCACCAGUUCUGCACCAAUCCAUCCAACCCUGUCACCGUCAUCCGCGGCCUGGCCGGAGCCCUCAAACUGGAUCUGGGCCUGUUCUCCACCAAGACUCUAGUGGAGGCGAACCCGGAACAGCUGGUGGAGGUGCGGACGCAGCUGUGUCAGCCGGCCGAUGAGAACUGGGACGCCAGCGGUCAGAGGAAGCAGUGGCGCUGCGAGAGCAUCCGAUCCUACACCACCAUCGCCAAAUACGCUCAGUACCAGGCCGCGUCCUUCCAGGAGUCUCUGCGGGAAGAGAACGAGAAGAAGGGCCAGAAAGAGCUGUCAGACUCUGAGAUGACAUCAUCAGAAGCUGUUUCCAGGAGGAGGAAAGGUCCGUUCAGACAAGUCAAGUUUGGGACUAACAUUGAUGUCUCUGAUGAAAAGAAGUGGAAGCUGCAGCUGCAGGAACUGAGUAAGCUGCCUGCGUUCGCUCGUGUGGUGUCUGCUGGGAACCUGCUGAGUCACGUGGGACACAGCAUUCUGGGUAUGAACACGGUCCAGCUCUUCAUGAAAGUCCCGGGCAGCAGGACUCCAGGUCAUCAGGAGCACAAUAACUUCUGCGCCGUCAACAUCAACAUCGGGCCGGGCGACUGCGAGUGGUUUGCCGUGCCGGAGCCGUACUGGGGCGUGAUGAGCGAGUUCUGUGAGAAGAACAACAUCAACUUCCUGAAGGGCUCGUGGUGGCCGAAUCUGGAGGAUCUGUACGAGGCUAACGUGCCGGUGUACCGCUUCAUCCAGCGUCCUGGAGACCUGGUGUGGCUGAACACGGGGACGGUGCACUGGGGUCAGGCCAUCGGCUGGUGCAACAACAUCUGGUGGAACGUGGGUCCUCUGACCGCGUAUCAGUACAAGCUAGCCGUCGAGCGCUACGAGUGGAACAAACUCCAGAGCGUCAAAUCGAUGGUUCCCAUGGUGCAUCUGUCCUGGAACAUGGCCAGGAACAUUAAAGUGUCUGACCACAAGCUGUUUGAGAUGAUCAAGUUCUGUCUGCUGCGGACGCUGAAGCAGUGUCAGACCAUUAAAGAGGCGCUGGUGGCUGCUGGGAAGGAGACGGUGUGGCACAGAAGAAGCCGAGACGAGCCGGCCCAUUACUGCAGCAUCUGUGAGGUGGAGGUGUUUAACCUUCUGUUUGUGACGAGCGACAGUUACUCCAGGAAGUCCUGCGUGGUUCAGUGUCAGGAUUGCGCUCGGAAGACCAGCGGUGACCUCGACGGGUUCGUGGUGCUGCAGCAGUUCAGGAUGGAGGACCUCAUGCAGGUCUACGACCAGUUCUCAUUAGCUCCUGCUCUGCAUUCGUCUGCUUCUUGACAUUAAGACGCCGAACAUGUGGAGAAUAUCACAUUACAGGACCAUUUCUGAUAUUCAGGACCGUGGUGCUCGUCUCUCGUGUGGCUGGUGACCAUCGGAGAGCACGAGACCCUCGACUCAAGUGACUGUGUGUCUAUGCAACCUGUUCAUAAACUGCAGCGUGUGACUGUGGCCUGCGGGGGGCGCUAGUGAGGGACUUCCUGUCUACACGCCUCUUCCUGAACGGCCGCUCUCCUCUGCUUCACGUGAGGAAUUAAUCACAACAGCUGGGGAAGAUAUUGUGGGAAGCUGGUUUUGUACAUAUAGUGUGUCCCAGCUGGCAUCGUCACGUACAGACUACUGACUCCAGACGCUGUUGUGUAUUUGGUAACAAGCUGAAACCUGGCGUCUCUUUCCUCGUGUCUCAAGGGUUCGCCUUCACCGAGGAGAGCUAGCCCACUCUUUGUAUGCUAGAUAGUGAUUUUACGAUGACUUUGGAUGGCAAAAUCUACAAAAAACACACAAAAAAACAAUAUUUGUAAUGUGAAAAAUUAGGUGAUCAUUUUUUACUGCUUUUGUUUUAGCGGUCUCUCGUUCUUUUGACACCAUGGUCAAUAUUUUGUUUCUUAGGUAAGAAAAAGGAAAAAGCAUAACAGCCAAGUCACAAAGAAACAUGGGUUGCACAUAGAGUAAGGAAUAAAGUGUCUGUUUUCUCCUUCCUCGUUUGUUUCUAAUCCUGAUGUACAUUUACACUAUUUAUAAAUACAUAUUUAUUGCUUGAAGAUAUUUGUGGAUGGAAUGCUGUUAUUUUUCCCAGAGUACCUGCCAUUAAAUUUGAAGGAGUUUGGUCAUUUAACUACUCCUGCAUUUUUCUAUAUAGAAUUAAACCGCUUAGUAAGCAUUGUACAGAAACUAUAAAGUUGUUUUAUUGUUUGAAGAAUGUUUUAUGAGUUAUUAAACAAGUUGUCAACAUUUU
This is a messenger RNA of Carassius auratus (goldfish), 5352 nucleotides long. Its product is annotated as lysine-specific demethylase 6A-like. Gene Ontology annotation, cellular component: MLL3/4 complex. Gene Ontology annotation, molecular function: histone H3K27me2/H3K27me3 demethylase activity; chromatin DNA binding; protein binding. The transcript has 30 exons. Lineage: Eukaryota; Metazoa; Chordata; Actinopteri; Cypriniformes; Cyprinidae. Gene Ontology annotation, biological process: regulation of gene expression; heart development. The record is from RefSeq and is a predicted model, not a curated record. The coding region runs from base 336 to 4397 and encodes 1353 amino acids.